CAGUGUCUUUAUAAGCUUCAGUCUCUCUUCUCCUCACACUCCAACCCUGCUCACCUCUCAGCUGGACAGUAAGGGACGUUUACACCACACACUGACAACAUGCUGGGGACCCUCUGCACUCUCAUCACUGCUCUAACAUAUGUUGAUGCAGUCAAAGUGCUGACCCAGACGCCUGCUGUCCACACAGUUUCUACAGGACAACAAGUUGUUCUCAACUGCAACAUUCAGAGAUAUGAUAGCCAAUAUGUCAGCUGGUAUAAACAGGUUCCUGGUGAAGCUCCUCAGUUUGUUCUGAGAUUUUUCCAUUCUAACAGUGCACCAGACUACUUUGGAUCAGGAUUCUCCUCAGACAGAUUCAACUGUAAAUCCUCAUCAAACAUAGAUUACCAGUUCAUCAUAAAGCGGACAGAGACAGGAGACUCUGCUGUCUAUUACUGUGCAACAUGGGACACCUCUACUCAGGAGUGGGUAUUCGGACAAGGCACCAAGCUGAUUGUGACAAGCUCCAGCCUCCCUCCUCCUGUCCUGACAGUCUUCCCUCCGUCCAGUGCUGAGCUCCAGUCCAACAAAGCCUCUCUGGUCUGUCUGUCCAGUCAGUCUGUGCCUUUUGCAGAUGUGAGCUGGUUGCUUGGUGGGAGUCCAGUGAGCAGUGGGAUCUCUACCAGCACCGCUGUUCAGCAAGCAGACCAGACGUUCCAAAUCAGCAGCUAUCUGGCCGUCCAGACGUCAGACUGGAACAUGGAUAAGGUUUACACAUGUAAAGUGUCUUUGGGCUCCCAGACUGCAGAGAAAAACAUCAACAAGUCCCACUGUCCCACUGAAGAACAGUAGAGGAGCACAAUGAGCAUUUAACAUCUGCUUCUUUACUCUUUGUGCUGUUUGCUCAUUACAAGGUUUACAUGGUAGAAAAGAUGUGUCUGCAUGCUUGUAAUAAAUGUUGUGACAGUUAGGUGGAGGUGUUGUAUCAGCUUUGCAAAUGCUGCAGUUUUCAACAAUCAUUCAAUAAAAUAAAAAAAAAAAACAGUUGAAAAA
Epinephelus lanceolatus (giant grouper) is the source of this 1032-nucleotide messenger RNA. NCBI's taxonomy places the organism in Eukaryota, Metazoa, Chordata, Actinopteri, Perciformes, Serranidae. The record is from RefSeq and is a predicted model, not a curated record.